AUGGCUCGGCCGAGAGACUCGCGCUCACCAAGUCCUGUAGGCAGUCAAUACAGCUCACGCCGACACCGUAAAGAUGACGAUAGGCGGGAUAGAGAUCGUCGAGAUGACGGCAGUGACUACCGCCGGCGCUCGAGAUCGCGCAGCAAUGAUGUGAGAAGAGUUGGUUUCCAUAGACCUAUUGACCUAUAUUCUGACGUCCUUGUCAACAAGCAGAUCCGGUAUCAGGACCGCGGUGGCCGUGACCGCGAUCGCGACUCAUACCGCCGCCGGGAACGGUCUGUAGAUCGACGCGAUGAUGACUUUUACCGCAGAGGAGCUCGGGACCACCGUGACAGAGAGAGACGCAGGUCGCGUGAUCGAUUUAAUGACAGGCCUCGUUCCCCUCCACGCAGACGAAACCGCAGUCGUGACGAUGGUAGAGAUCAGAGGAGGCGGCCCGAUUCCCGCGAUGGAGGUCGCGGUCGCCGUGAUGGCGCUGUUGACACUCACAACCGUGGCGGCCGCACCGAUAGUCGAAUUCGCAAGUCGCUCCUUUCUGAUGGCGGCAAGCCUGAAGUCAACCAGGCGAAAAACAAGGUGUCCACUCCUCAAUCCGAUGCCGACAAGAAGGCUGAGCGACUAGCGAAGCUAGAGGCGUGGAAGAAGAAGAAGGAGAGCGAAAGCCAGAAGCAGAAAGAGGUGAAUCCCAGUCAGACCAGAAGCCUACUGGCUGAAAUGGACAUGAAGGCCAUGGGACUUUCAUCGUCUGCUGGCUCGCCUGGUGUUUCAUCCGUCGCCUCACCAGUGGCGAUGAAUGAAUCUGGCAAUGCAUCCCCUGCUGUUCCCUAUGCCGGCAAGUUCGAUCCCAAGACCAUUGCCAAAAAAUCUGCUGCAUCGAGAACGCAUGACGUUUCAAAGUCUGUGUUGGGCUCACUUGAUGUCCAGCAAGAGCAGCUGGCUGCGCCCGUCAAACAGAAACCUAUUGGUGAGUGCAAGUCCUUCAUGAUAGCCGACGAAUUGAGCCUUGUUGCUAAUGCCUGUCAAAAAGCUUCCGCCUUGCCCGCCAACAGGGUAAAGACGAGUGCAUUUGGGUUCGGAAAGUCCCAUGCGGACACGGACAAGCUCCCCGCAAAGCGCAAACUCGAUCUUGACGAAGAGGAUACCACCAAGCGAACGCUUACCAAGCUGCCCGCUUUGCCCAUUGAAACUGACGAUACUCCCUAUGCUGAUCAGGAUGAGGACGACGACUCGGAAGGGGAUAAUUUCGCUGAGAAUGAAGAAGAGGCUGCUGCUGCGGCACGUGCCGCGCACGAGAGGCGACUGCAGGCGGAGAACCAGACGGAGAAUCAGACGGACAACCAGAUGGACAACCAGACGGACAACCAGAUGGACAACCAGAUGGACGACCAGAUGGACAAUCAGACGGACAACCAGAUGGACAACCAGACGGACAACCAGAUGGACAACCAGACGGACAACCAGACGGACAACCAGACGGACAACCAGACGGACAAUCAGACGGACAACCAGGCGGGCAAUCAACCUGAACCCCAAUCCGGUGAGCCCAUGGAGGAAGUUACCAGAGAAGACAAUCCGCAACUCGAUGCAGAGCCAAACGGCGCACAAGUUACCAAUGGUGCUGUUGUGGGAGAAGAAGAAGCCGCCCCGGAACAAAAUAUGGAUGUGGACGACAAGGAGGAUGUUGACCCCCUGGAUGUCUUCAUGGCCGACCUGAAGCAGACGGAAUCAAAGACUGUCAAACCUGUGGUUGCUGCGAAGAAGACUCAGGAGCCGGAAGCCUACUUCAGCGAUGACGAGUACAACUUUGAUUCGGAGCAGAAAGGAGAUGCCGAUAUUCUUGCUAUUGCAAACAAACGCAGGAAGAAGGAUAUCCCCGCGGUGGACUACAGUAAGAUUGAUUUGGUGCCAGUUCGCAAAAACUUUUGGGUUGAGCCGGCUGAGUUGAGCGCCCUUACCGAGGAAGAGCUGACAGAUUUGCGUCUGGAGCUCGACGGUAUCAAGGUCAAUGGCAAAGACGUGCCCAAACCGGUCCAGAAAUGGGCCCAGUGCGGCCUCACGCGCCAGACCUUGGAUGUUAUCGACAAUUUGGGCUAUGAAAAGCCAACGACUAUUCAGAUGCAAGCGAUCCCCACGCUCAUGUCUGGGCGAGAUGUCGUUGGCGUGGCCAAGACUGGUUCUGGCAAAACCGUCGCGUUUCUGCUCCCCAUGUUCCGCCACAUCAUGGACCAGCCACCCAUCAAGGACACUGAUGGUCCCAUUGGCUUGAUCAUGACCCCGACUCGUGAAUUGGCCACGCAGAUCCACAGGGACUGCAAGCCGUUCUUGAAGAGCAUGGGACUGCGUGCCGUCUGCGCGUAUGGAGGUGCGCCAAUCCGAGAUCAGAUUGCAGAAUUAAAGCGUGGCGCUGAGAUUAUUGUUUGCACCCCCGGCCGAAUGAUCGAUUUGCUUGCCGCAAAUCAGGGCCGUGUGACGAACUUGCGGAGAGUAACUUACGUGGUGUUGGAUGAAGCAGAUCGAAUGUUUGAUAUGGGGUUCGAGCCUCAGGUCAUGAAGAUCUUUGCUGGAAUGCGUCCUGACAAGCAAACAAUCCUCUUCUCGGCAACAAUGCCUCGAAUCAUCGACUCGCUGACCAAGAAAGUCCUAAAGAGCCCUGUUGAAAUUACUGUUGGUGGUCGCAGUGUCGUAGCCAAGGAGAUUGAGCAAAUUGUGGAAGUCCGUGAGGAAAAUACCAAGUUCCUCCGCGUCCUCGAGCUCCUGGGCGAGCUUUACGAUCGAGACGAGGAUGCCCGCGCAUUGAUUUUUGUGGACCGGCAGGAAAAGGCUGACGACUUGCUCAAGGAGCUCAUGGUCAAGGGCUAUCCUUGCAUGUCCAUUCAUGGAGGCAAGGAUCAAGUGGACCGCGACUCAACGAUAUCUGAUUUCAAAAAGGGCGUCGUGCCCCUGCUUGUUGCUACAUCAGUCGCCGCUCGAGGUCUCGAUGUGAAGCAGUUGAAGCUUGUCAUCAAUUACGAUGCGCCAAAUCAUCUCGAGGACUAUGUCCACCGUGCGGGCCGAACCGGGCGCGCCGGUAACACGGGUGUCGCAGUUACGUUUGUCACGCCGGAUCAGGAAAAUUGCGCUCCCGGUAUUGCCAAGGCCCUGGAGCAGAGCGAACAGCCUGUGCCGGAGCGCCUCAACGAGAUGAGAAGGGCACAUCGCGAAAAGGUCAAGUCCGGCAAGGCCAAGGACUCGUCUGGGUUUGGUGGCAAAGGUCUCGAUCGUCUUGACCAGGAACGAGAAGCCGCUCGUCUCAGAGAGCGUAGGACGCACAAGGCCGAGGGCGAAGAGGAGGAAGAAAAAGAGGACAAGGAAGAAGAGAACAAAAAGGCUGAGAAGGCUCUGGACGCCAUCCGAGCAGCUGCGUCGGGUGUACAGGCCCGGGACGCGUCGAAGCCCGCGGCAGACGGGCAAAAGGGUGGCGAUAAUACCGCUACUGGCGGCGCGGACAAGACCAAAGACGCACUUGACAAGGUCAGCUCAGCAGUCAGCGCCAUCAAUAGCCGUCUGGGCAAGGCAGGCCAGCUCCGAUCCGGUCAGCCGAUCGACAACAAAGGACCUGACGCUGGCGCAUUCCAUGCGACUCUCGAAAUCAACGACUUUCCCCAAAAGGCCAGGUGGGCCGUCACGAACAGGACCAAUGUUGCCAAGAUUCUGGAUUCCACCGGAACAUCCAUCACGACCAAGGGCAGCUUCUACCCUCCCGGCAAGGAGGUACCCCCCAAUGCGGACCCGAAGCUUUAUAUUCUCAUUGAAGGUGACACGGAAGUAGCUGUCGGGGCGGCGCUUCAGGAAAUGACGAGAUUGCUGAGGGAAGGGACUAUUGCGGCGGCCGACGCGGAUAGCAGAGCGCCAGCGAGCGGUCGUUACACUGUCAGUUAG
Metarhizium album ARSEF 1941 is the source of this 3918-nucleotide messenger RNA. Its product is annotated as DEAD-like helicase. The transcript has a single exon. The coding region runs from base 1 to 3918 and encodes 1305 amino acids. Lineage: Eukaryota; Fungi; Ascomycota; Sordariomycetes; Hypocreales; Clavicipitaceae. Gene Ontology annotation, molecular function: ATP binding; RNA helicase activity; nucleic acid binding. The record is from RefSeq and is a predicted model, not a curated record.